Messenger RNA from Bufo gargarizans (Asiatic toad), 3502 nucleotides. RefSeq names its product Rap guanine nucleotide exchange factor 4 (gene RAPGEF4). Gene Ontology annotation, biological process: positive regulation of GTPase activity; Ras protein signal transduction. Gene Ontology annotation, molecular function: guanyl-nucleotide exchange factor activity. The transcript is spliced from 29 exons. The record is from RefSeq and is a predicted model, not a curated record. Gene Ontology annotation, cellular component: plasma membrane. Lineage: Eukaryota; Metazoa; Chordata; Amphibia; Anura; Bufonidae. Bases 254 to 2935 code for a protein of 893 amino acids.
CCGCCUGGUUUUUCGGAGGCACUGAGGAAGCGCACAGCUGGAUACAUAAGCAGAGGCUGCAUUGUUAAUCGGCUCUUGAAAGACAAGACUGUCAAAAUCAGUAAUAUUCGCAUGCAUGGCAGAGGGAAAACCUGCUUCAGCCUGACCAUGUGCCUGGGUCACAGCUGAGGGAAGAGCAGAGUGAGGAGCUGGACCCCUGGGGCUUUUUAUUGAGCCCUACCUAUGAAGAGAUACUACUAAAUUUCGACAGUACAUGGCAGGCUUUUUGGCUCCUCCAUACGGCGUUCUUGAGACCGGCUCUAAUGACAGGACAUCUGACAAAGAAAACAUGAAUAGUGGCAUGUGCUCGGGAUCGAAAAACUGCAGCAAGACCCCCCUCAUUGAAAAUCAAAACACGCUUCGUCCAGUUAAAACCAUUACAGAGGUAAUGGGAUGCCGGGAAGUGGCUAAGGUUCCUUCUGAGCGGAUCCUGAGGGCUGGGAAGAGUUUACGCAAUGCAAUCCUUUGUCGUGCACCGCACAUGAUCAGAGAUCGCAAAUACCAUCUGAAAACAUACAGGCAGUGCUGUGUAGGAACUGAGCUGGUGGACUGGCUUAUGCAGCAAAGCUCAUGCGUUCACUCCCGGACACAAGCAGUCGGCAUGUGGCAGGUCGUACUGGAGGAGGGAGUCCUUAACCACGUUGACCAGGAAUACUACUUCCAAGAUAAAUACCUGUUUUAUCGGUUUCUUGAUGAUGAACAUGAAGAUUUGCCUAUGCCGACAGAUGAGGAGAAAAGGGAAAGUGAGGAAGACCUCCAGGAUACCCUUCUUCUAUUGUCCCAAACAGGACCUGAUGCACACAUGAGAAUGAUUCUCAGAAAACCGCCUGGCCAGCGGACGGCAGAUGACCUAGAAAUUAUUUUUGAAGAACUUAUUCACAUUAAAGCCUUAUCUCAUCUCUCCACAACGGUUAAACGGGAGCUGGCAGGAUUUUUAAUCUUCGAAUCUCACCCAAAGGCGGGAACAGUGUUGUUUAAUCAAGGAGAAGAGGGGACGUCCUGGUACAUCAUCUUAAAAGGAUCUGUAAAUGUGGUCAUCUAUGGGAAGGGUGUGGUUUGUACCCUGCACGAAGGAGACGACUUUGGAAAGUUGGCCUUAGUAAACGAUGCUCCCCGAGCAGCUUCAAUUGUCCUGCGAGAAGACAACUGCCACUUCCUAAGGGUGGACAAAGAAGAUUUCAACAGAAUUCUGCGUGAUGUUGAAGCAAAUACAGUGAGGCUGAAGGAACAUGACCAGGAUGUCUUGGUGUUGGAGAAGAUUCCAUCUGGCCAACAAGCGUCGGCUCAAGUAAACACCCAGUCACCAUACAAGUACACUGUGAUGUCCGGGAAUCCGGAGAAAAUUUUGGAACACUUCUUAGAAACGAUGCGACUGGAGCCUAGCAAUGAAUCAAUAGGUCUAUGCUCCAUGAUCAGCUCUGAUCCAUGUACACACAGACGGGAUUCUGCUUUAGAUGACUUCAUUUUGAUGCACUGUGUCAUCAUGCCCAAUUGUCAGCUCUGCCCGGCCUUGAUGUCUCAUUACCAUUCCCAACCUUCCCAAGGGACGGAGCAGGAGAAGAUGGAUUAUGCCAUCAAUAACAAACGUAGGGUGAUACGAUUGAUACAACUUUGGGCCAGCCUGUACGGAGACUUUUUUCGGGAGGAUGAGGUCGCAAUGGCUUUCCUAGAGGAAUUUUACAUGUCUGUAUCAGAUGACACGAGAACGAUCGCUGCUCUGAAGGAUCAACUUCCUGAGCUUGAGAGAAUAGUAAAGCAAUUAUCUGAUGACGGCAAAGGACAAAAAAAGCAUAAAGUGCUUUUACGGCAGUUCAGCACCGGGGAUGAGAGAUUGCAGAAGCGUCAGCCAAUAAGAAGCACAGAUGAGCUUCUUUUCAAGGUGUACUGCAUUGACCACACGUACACCACCAUCCGUGUACAAGUGUCGGCCUCGGUGAAGGAGGUGCUGUCUGCUGUAGCAGAUAAACUGGGCUCCGGAGAAUCCUUGAUACUUGUGAAGAUCAGUUCUGCAGGAGAAAAAGUUGUUCUGAAGCCAAAUGAAGUAUCUGUCUUUACAACUCUCACUGUGAAUGGGCGGCUCUUUGCUUGCUGUCGAGAUCAGUUUGAUUCGCUGACACCACUUACAGAACAGGAAGGACCAUCUACCGGUACUAUGUCAACAUUUGAACUUAUGAGUUCAAAGGAUUUAGCUUACCAGAUGACGAUCCAUGACUGGGACCUCUUCAACUGCGUUCACGAGCUGGAGCUGAUCUAUCACACCUUCGGAAGGCAGAAUUUUAAAAAGACAACAGCCAAUUUGGACCUCUUCCUGAGACGUUUCAAUGAAAUCCAAUUCUGGGUUGUGACCGAAAUUUGCCUGUGCCCUCAGCUCAGCAAGCGCGUACAACUCCUGAAGAAAUUUAUUAAAAUUGCUGCCCAUUGCAAGGAGUACAAAAAUCUAAACUCUUUCUUCGCCAUUGUCAUGGGACUGAGUAACGUGGCAGUGAGCCGACUGUCAUUAACAUGGGAGAAACUUCCAAGCAAAUUCAGGAAGAUCUAUGCAGAAUUUGAAAAUUUAAUGGACCCAUCUCGCAAUCACCGAGCAUAUAGGCUGACCAUAGCAAAGCUGGAACCGCCAAUCAUUCCUUUCACACCUUUACUCAUUAAAGACAUGACUUUUACCCAUGAGGGGAAUAAAACUUUUAUUGACCAUCUGAUAAACUUUGAGAAAAUGCGCAUGAUUGCAAAUACAGUAAGGACAAUGAGAUACUGUCGGAGCGUGCCCUUUAGUCCAGAGGCGUCACUUGUUAGUAAAAAUCACCAGGACAUACGGAAUUAUGUGCGGCAGUUCAACGUGAUUGACAAUCAGAGGACGCUAUCUCAAAUGUCACAUCGGCUGGAGCCACGGCGCACUUGAGCAGGGAAAGAAAAAUGAUCAGUGAUCUUGUUGAUGGCAUUUACUGUGGCAAAUAUAGGGAUUUUCUAUUCUUUCUUAUGGUUAUUUAUUUUGGUUUUAUAAAUUUAUUUUGCGUCACAGGUUAACAAUAUGAGAUAUGUACAUAAUGUAAAUUCUUAAUGUAGUUCUGAAAUACAGGCACCAAUCAACUACGUUGGAUGUUAUGCAGUUGCUGUACUUGGGAUUGUGUGAUGUAAAAUGAUACCUUUAUGGCAGCUAUAGGGUUGUAAAUCUAUACCUCAGUUAUCAGGCUAGAGGAUAUCCAGUGGAAUUCAUUUCACAUUGGAGUAUGAGUAUAAAUAGUGUCACAAAAUGUUGGUUGUUUCUGGAAUGUGCCUCGUGUAAGAUCAUAUUUCAACCACACCUAAGGGUGCCUUCACACGUGACGGAAAACUCCGCCAGAAAAUCUGCAAACUCAAGACUUCCCCCGUGUUAUCCUAUGGGGAUGAAAACUGUCUACCCCUGCGUUGUAUUGCGCAGCGCAAAUUAUGUUAUGUUUUGGAUUUCCUGUAUGAUCAUGUCUCCAUU